AUGGACCUGACUCUCGAGCCCUACGACGACACCGUCUCUUCCUCCUGGCUGAUCUGCAACACUUGCGGCACUCAGUUCCCAACUGCCGAUCGUUCCGCCCUCAAGACGUGUUACAUCUGCGACGACCCUCGUCAGUACGUGCCGCCGUCAGGGCAAUCCUUCACUACGUUGGCCGAUAUCCGUGCCACGGGACACAGAAACGAGUUUGUGCCGUAUCAGCAUGACGAGCGUAUCCUUUCCAUCCACACGGAGCCGAAGUUCGCCAUUGGGCAGCGGGCCAUACUGAUCCGGACUCCCGAGGGCAACAUCCUCUGGGACUGCAUCACGCUCCUCGACGACGAGACGAUUGACAGGAUCAAGCAGCUCGGGGGCCUCAAGGCAAUUGUUAUAAGCCAUCCGCACUUCUACAGCACGCACGUCCAGUGGGCGAGGGCGUUUCAAUGCCCCGUAUAUACCUCUGCCGAAGACGUGCGCUGGACGACGACGCCGUCUGUCUACCGAAAGCCGCUCACCGAGGUCGAGGCGGAAAUUGUGCCCGGCGUCAAGGCCAUUAAACUGGGAGGACACUUCCCCGGAUCCAUGGUCCUGCUAUUUGAUGGGAAACUCUUCAUCGCAGAUACCCUGAUGACAACUGCCGCGGGCAUCGGCAAGUGGGAGGUCGAUGCCCUGGGAGAGAAGAGGGAGAAGCCGCCUGGCUUGAACUCUUUUGCUUUCCUGUGGAGCAUUCCAAACAGCAUCCCUCUGAGCGCAGAUGAGAUACACCGAAUGUGGGGGAUCCUCAAGGCCUACGACUUUACAUCGACGCACGCCAUAUUUGUAGGGAUGGAUAUCGAGGACGAUAAGGUCAAGGAGAGGGUGCUGGAGAGCAUGAAGAUUCAGACGAGGGCCAUGGGCCAUGUAACGCAUGCGCUGCUGGAUGAAACGCUGUGA
Molecule: messenger RNA, 930 nt
Organism: Trichoderma citrinoviride
Lineage: Eukaryota; Fungi; Ascomycota; Sordariomycetes; Hypocreales; Hypocreaceae
Exons: 1
Coding region: 1-930 (309 amino acids)
Source: RefSeq, a predicted model, not a curated record